This is a messenger RNA of Prorocentrum cordatum, 3705 nucleotides long. The record is from the annotation of a GenBank genome assembly. Lineage: Eukaryota; Dinophyceae; Prorocentrales; Prorocentraceae.
GAGCUUGAGGUGGAGGGGGCCGGUCCGGAGGCUGGCGCUCAUGCCGCACCGUCGCCGUCGCCUACCGGGACGUUUGAGAGCGACAUCCCCAUGCGGGGGGCGGAGCAGGCAGCGGCGUCCCUGGGAGGCGGAGCCGCGGCGGCGUCGGAGGCUCUGGCUCUGGCCUCGCCGCCGGUCGGCGGCCCUCACUGCGGCGGCCGCAUCCGGAAAACCACCACGCGGCGCCCAGAGGUGUGCCGCAGCUGCCGCACCGUCCUCCAGGCCCGGCCUGGCCAGCGGGGACGCAACGGCCAGACGGGCCGUUUGGUCGCCUGCACACUGUACCGGUGCGAUGGCUGCCGCCGGGUGCUGUGCUCUGGAUGCCAUUCGGAAUGUGUCCGCACAGGCACGUAUCCCGUCUGCGCACCGCCUGGCGCCGACGUCGUGGCGGAAGACUUCCGCAUCAUCAUUGGGCUCCCAGACCCGCAGGCGGCCUUGCAGUGCCUGGAGGCCGGCCCUGGUGCGGCAGCAGGUCCGCCCGGUGAGGCCAUCGCCGCCGUCCCUGCCAUGGUCGAUGGCGCUGCCUUCCGAGCGGCGCUCGGACGCGUUGCAGCCCAGCCUACCCCGGGCACGCUGGAGCGGGUGCCCGCCGAGAUCCUGAGCCGCGCGGCGCUGGUCUGCCGGGAUGCUCUCCGCGGUCUUGCCGAGGCGUACGCGGGGGUGAGCAGUCUGGCGGUGCUCGCGGGGGCGCUGAUCCUGCGGAUCGCGCAGACGCUGCUGGGCAAGAUCCUGGGCGCGAUCCGCGUGGACCUCGCGGAGCUUGGGCGGCGGCGGGAGCUUGUCGAGCUGUACGAAAACGAGUCUCGGAAGCGGGAAAAGAGAUCGGCCACCCGCAUUCGUGCGGCUGAUCGGCCGCCAGCGUCCGACACGGACGAACGCCACAAGCGGGUCAUCGCCAUAGUGGAGGAGAAGGGCAUCAAUCGGGCCAUUGGCGUGCUGCUCGACGCGCUGCGGCCUGCCCGCACCCCCGAGCUGGCCGAGGAGAUGCGGCGCCUCGUGGCCGUGGACACCGACGCCGACGAGCAGGCGGCCAUCGCACGGGCCAUUGCUGGUGCUGCCGCGGAUCGCGCUGCGUGCAUGCCCACCGUGCCCACUAAGAGGCGCGUGCGCCGCGCCGUGCGGGGCCUCCAGCCGUGGGCCGCGCCUGGCCCGAGCGGGUGGCGCAAUUCGCUAGUCAGCGCCAUUUGCGAAGCCGACGGUGGCGAGGAUGCGUUGGCUGGUUUGGCCGCUAUCGCGCUGGGCGGCAGAUGGCUGCCUCAGGAUGGACUGCUGUGGGACGCCGCUAUCCUCGAGCCCGUCGACCAGGGCAUCUGGCCGCCGGCGGCAGCAGGUGAGCCUGCGUCGCGGAAGAUCCGCCCCAUCGGCUUAUGCGAGCCUUUGGUCAAGCUCGCGGAGGCGGUGGGCGUUGAAGCGGCCAUCCAUCGUGCGCGAGGCCGCAUGGAGCCGCAUCAGCUUGGAAACACCCCCGAUGGCAUCCCGAUGCUGGUCCGGCUGCAGCAGCCAAUGCCGGAGGGGGAUCAGCAUGAAGGGAAGGACGUUGAGGCGGAGGUGUCGGCGGGGGAGGGCGUCUCGAUGGACCAGUGCAUCGUCAAGACUGACCUUGAGAACGCCUGCGGCCGUCUCUUCCGCAGCUCCCUGCUGGCCACUGCCCGGCGCCACGUGCCCGACCUCCUGCCCCUCCUCGCCGGCCGUUGGGCCGCCGGGUAUUCCGUCGUGUGGCAGCGUGUCGGAGUCGCCUGGGUGCAGCACACCACGUGGCGGGGCGGCAUCCAGGGCUCCCGCCUCAUGCAGUUGCUGUUCAACCUCGACAUCGCCGAUGCCAUGCGUGGCGUUUGCGGCUGCGACCCGGCGGUAGCGUCGCCGGCGGUGGCACUCGCUGGCGUCGCCGAUGAUUGGUGCAUCGCUGGGGACGCGGGGCCAGUCGGAGCCGAGAUCGAUGCCCUGGAGGGCCGCCUGGCGCGGCGCGGCCACAGGAUGCGCGGCCAUCAGUGCGCAGUCACUUUCCCGGCCUUGGAUGCUUCAGGCGGGGCGCCAUUUGCCGCGGCCCGCAGUCUUUUGGAGCGCAUGGGACGGGAAGUGCAUGGCCUGCUGUUGUUGGGCACUGCGCUUGGGGGCAGCCGGUCGACUACCCUCGCCGGCGCGGUCGCCAUGGAGGGCCCCGCCCUGGCGCGCGCAGCUCAGGCAGAGCAGGUCGGCGAGGCUCUCUGCUGCCUGGCGCGCUCCCGGUGCCAUCGGCGCACGGCGCAGACAGCGUGGGCGAUCUUGGUCCACUCGCCUGCCCGCGAGCUCGACUACGAUAUGCGUUUAUGCGCCAGUGGCGUACUUCGCGUAGCGAGGGCGCGGCUGCAGGCUGCAGUGGUCCAGGUGCUGGAGGUGCUCACAGGGUCUCCGCUCGACGCUGCCGACGUCGAUGCGGUGGGGCUGCCGCCGCGCCUCGGCGGGAUGGGGGUGCGCCUCCCUGCGGGCCCGGAGGCCGCUGCAAGCUACCUCGCGUGCUGGUCCGCCCAUGCGCAGGAUGUCCGGCGCCUCGCUGCAGCCCUCGGGCGCCCGCUGCACCACGAUCCCGACGCCGUGCUUGCCGGCGAGGCUGCGUCGCGGCUGCGGGCGUUUGGGGUCGACUUCACGCCCGGGCUCGGCAUGGCCUUCACCGCGGAGGCGCAGAUCGAGUACGCUAGCGGCCCGUUCGUCGUUGACACUCCCGUGUCGGACGCGUUCAGCUUUGUCGGGGACAUCGACGACUCCUCGCCGGCUCCUUAUGCGGCUCUGGAUUCUUUUCUGGUUCCCGGGCCGCCCGGGCCGCCCGGCGGCGCCUCGGAGCGGCGACCCGAACCGCAGAAUCCCAGCGAAUCCUGUGUUUGCGGCCGUGGCGGGCCGACGCUGGCGGAGGCCGCCCCGGCGCCUCGCGGCGUCGACAGUGGCUCCCUGCUCCUCCAGCGCGAUCUGGAGGGAUCCCGCCGCCGCCUGCUGGGGCGCCUCUUCCGCGGCCUCGACGCCUUGCGGGCCACGAGGCUUUGGCGCAGGAUCGCGGAUGACGACGAGCGCCAGCGGAACCUGCUCUCGCAUGCUGGCCGGAGCAAAGGCACGUUUUGGCUCGCCAUCCUGCGCGCGCGCUGGAUGCAAGCCAGAUCGGCGAUCUGGCAAAUCGCUUUCUUGAGGCGGCUCGGCGUUGCUUUUGCGCCGCCCGCUGCCACCUGCAGGCCGCGGCGUGCCCCUGCUGUCGAGGACGCCGGCGUCGAAGUGCAGGAGUGCGGCGAGACGCUUGGCCGGCGCGCUGCGCGCGCCUUAGCCUGCCCCAGGAGCGCCACGCGGCUGCGGGCCCACUCGGGGGCCGUGCGCGGCCUCGAGGAGGAGCUGCGCUCAGCAGGCGCCGUCGUCGACCUGGAGCGGCGGGUGCCGGAGCUCUACCGGACGCUGCCAGACGGCGCGAUCCAGGAGGCGGUCAUGGACCUCGUCGUCGCGUUCCCUGCCAACGCCGAGCGCUGGUGGCUGGACGUCAACUUCCGGUCGCCGUUCAAUGCCUCGCUCGCCGACGCGGGCCGCGCCCCUGGGGCCGCUGCCGCCGCUGGCGACCGGGCCAAGGCGUCGCGCUACGGCGGGCAGGUGCGCAGCAUCGCCGUCGAGGCGGGCGGUCGCCUCAGCGACGGCGCCGCCGCGGCGCUUGCGUAG